AAGGCCGAAGAACAUCAAAGAUUGGCCAAGAUUAUCGAGCAAUGGAAUAGCAGUCGACUAGAUCUAUUCGAAAUUUCUCAACCAUCACAGGAUUUAGAAUUCCAUGGCGUAAUGCGAUUUUUCUUUCAAGAAGUUGGUUCUAAAGUUGCCACUAAAUGUAUUCGAGUUUCUAGCAAAGAUCAAUGCGCUGAUAUUAAAGAAACUUUAAUUGAAAAAUUUCGACCCGAUAUGCGAAUGCUAUCGGUCGGAAGUAAUUAUUCAUUAUAUGAGGUGCAUCCAAACGGAGAAGAGCGAAAAUUAGCCGACCACGAGCAUCCGUUGGUAGUACAAUUAAAUUGGAAUUAUGACGAUAGAGAAGGAAGAUUUUUAUUAAAAAAUAAUUAUGAGCCUGAUGAAGGCUCAAACGAUGCUAAUUCAGGUAAACGUAAUAAAACUAAGAACAAAAAAUCGAAAGGCAAGGAUAAAACGAAAGCUAUGAAUCAUAAAGCUAAGUCAUCACCAGCCCUACAAAAUGCUCAACAGGGCCCACCAGGCAAUGUUGCUGGUCAUAACGAUAAAAAUGGCGUAGCAAAAGAACUCUAUCGUGAAGUACCUGAAACGAGUUUCACACGAAGCAUAUCCAACCCAGAAGCAGUUAUGAGACGACGUCGACAACAAAAAAUCGAAUCGAAAUUAGAUGGCGGAGUAGAUGGUCGUCCACCACGAACAGGAACACUUAAAAUUUACGCUAAUACUUUAUUUCCUGAAGUUCCUUAUAAAACUUUAUUAUUUAAUAUGAGUCAUACUACGGAAGAUGUUCUAUUGGAAACAUUAGAAAAAUAUGGACUUGAGAAAGAGGAUCCUCUUGAAUAUUGUAUUGUUUUGGUGAGCAUCGUUAUUCUCAAUGCUUCUAUACUAGAUUACAGUUGCCAAAAACAACGUAUUCUAGACGAUCAUGAAUGUCCACUAGCUGUCGCUUCGAGAUAUCCAGAAGAAUCAAUUAUGUUCCAGCUACGGCAACGACGUGAUGUAAAACAUCUUGUUAAAGAAGAUGAUAGUAAUUACGAAUCCGAUAAUGCUGGCCAAGAUGAUGACUCCGACGAUGAUGAUUUGCCUUAUUUACUUGAAAUUCCACCACAUGGGACAGACGUCAAUUAUAAACCAAGAAUUAUUAUCCUGCGUUCUACUACAACAGAAUUUGGCUCAGGCCAACGACCACCUAAUUGCAGCGGCGACUAUAAUCGGAUAUUGGGCCCCGAUGUCGCAACAAGACAUUGCAUAAUGGCUAGCAUUGAAGGCUACAUUACAGUCACACCAGCUUCUGAAGGUGCGGCUGAAACAUACAUUGAUGGCCAACAAAUUUAUUCCACUACAUCAUUACAACAUGGUAAUCGCCUACGCAUUGGAAGUCUCUUGACAUUUAAAUAUUGCGAUCCUUUAUGCGUUAAUGAAAUUAAUGUUGGGUUUAAGUUAUCACCAUCUUAUAUAUUAUACAUUUCCGCUCGUUAUUUAAUCAAUCCACAAUAUAAACCAGACUUAUCGAUACAACAACGAGAACAACUCAUCGGUAGCAAACUGAAAAAAGUGGCCGGAAUGAUUUGGAACACUGUCAAGGAAAACCCAAAUAAUGGAUCAUUAAUGGCUUUGUGGAUGGCUAAUGCAUCAGAAUUAUUACACUUUCUUAAAAUGGAUGUACACUUAUGUAAUGCUACUUACGAUGUUCAGACUGUUUUAAAACAAGCCGUUGAUAGUACUUUCCGAUGUUUAACUCAAUGUGUUGAGCAAGAGCUAAAUUACGUUAUGCCAGCUUUUCUAGAUGAAUCACAAGAUCAAGGAUAUAAACCCACUAUGUCUGAUAUACUUCGGACGUUGUCAGCAGCGAUACGACUGCUACGAAACUGUGGUGUUAAUGCAGCUUUAACCGUCCAGCUAUUUUCUCAUGUCUUUCAUUAUGUCAAUCGCCUGCUAUUCAACAAAUUAGUUUUAGAGCCAAAAUCAAGGUUAUGUAAAAAAAUUUGGGCUAAACGAAUUAUUAAUCGUCUUGGUUACAUUGAAUCUUGGGCACAUAAAGAAGGCCUAGAAUUAGCCGCUGAAAGUCACUUAGCGCGAAUCUACCAAGCAUUAUUUUUCUUAAAAUCACCUAAAGGAAUCGUUGACUUAGAAGUAACCGUAUCAAGGUGUGCCUUAUUAAACUCUAAACAACUUCGUGUUAUUAUGGACAAUUAUCAACAAUGUAAUGAAAGUAGAGAGGAUAAAAUAUCGCGACAAGCAGCCGAUAAGAUGAUUGCUCUAGCAACUAAUACUGUAGAUGCAAGAUUACUAGCGGAAGGUUUCGAAGUGAAAGUGGAAGAAGAUGGUAAUUUACAGAUUCCAUUCAUAUUACCUGAGGAUGGUUAUACAUGUGAAAUGAUUAAAGGGAUACCGCCUGGCUUGGAAGAUUUCCUAUCUGAAUUUAGUAAAUCUGAUAUUUGCCGACUUACAAGUCAGAGUCGAGCUAGUGGAUCAUGGACUGUUUGGCUACGGGGAUUUGUUGAUAUCGAAUAUACUGAAAGUAAAUAUAAUAAUGUCUCACCUGGAUAUUUACCAGAAAGCGAUUCAGAGGAUGCCGAAAUUGAGUACAUUACCUUUUACAAAGGCGGCGCUAGUCUUGGUCUUAGUAUAGUCGCCGCUAGGGGCACUAAUCAACAAGAGUGUGGAAUCUACAUUAAAUCUGUUGUUAAAGGUGGCAUUGCUGAUAAGGAUGGUCGCUUACAAGCUGGUGAUCAAAUUUUAACAGUUGAUGGACGUAGUUUAAUUGGAAUAUCUCAAGAACAGGCUGCUGAAGUUAUGCAAAGAACUGGUAAUGAGGUUGCAUUGGAAAUUGCUAAAAAGGCCGCGUUAUAUCAUGGAUUGGGGACACUUCUA
Molecule: messenger RNA, 2883 nt
Organism: Trichoplax adhaerens
Lineage: Eukaryota; Metazoa; Placozoa; Uniplacotomia; Trichoplacea; Trichoplacidae
Exons: 15
Biological process (GO): signal transduction
Molecular function (GO): protein binding
Source: RefSeq, a predicted model, not a curated record